CGGGCCGCUACGAACCUGGCAACCGGAAUUGGAACCUGAACCACGGGCUGCAUACUCGUCGUCAAGCGGGCUGCUCCGUUGCGGGUACGUUCGGGACUGACGUACCGGCAGCACGCUAGUGACGUGCGUGCAUUAGCGUCGCGGGGCAGUAACUGGUUUAGUCUGCAGUUCAGGUUCGGUUCGACUACGGUCCCCGAGCGUCCAAGUCUCGCGAGCUCACGACGCAGCUGCGCUGAGGAUAUAACUCACUCCCAUACCCCGCCCAUCCACCUCCCGUUCCUGCUCGCUCUCCAUCCCUCAUGGCUUCCGACAUGCGCAUUCAGAGCGGAGUCCACCAAUGAACCCCCAUCCCCCCCACCCACAUCCGUCUGCGUUCAAGUCUGCCUCCCUCUCCGGUCCCUCGCCUGCUUACGAAGUCACCUCGACCCCCUCAGAACCGCGCCGUGCAACCCUGCCCUCCUUCGACACCAUGUCCGUCCUCGCCGCGGCCCCCAUGCUCACCCCCCUCCACGCCGCCCCCUCGUGGGACAAGCGCCCGUCUGAUCCCGCCGCUUGGGCCUCGACCUCUGUCCGCGGCCUGUCGCCCUACACGGCCUCCGUCCUGCCGCCAAUUCAUGCAGACGACCCGCCCGACGACCGUCACCGCCUGCCCUCCCUGCUGCACAACCACAUCGGCCAGCCCGCCUUGAUCUCUCCCCACGACCAGCAGCAGCAGUCCCAGGCCCAUCCACAGUACCACCCCCAGCCCCCGCUGCAACCCCAGCCCGCGCGCGACAAGCCCCAGCAGCCGCAGCCUCAGCAGCAGCACCAACAGCAGCAGCACCAACAGCAGCGCGACCAGGCCCCUGUCUUUCCCCAGUCCGCCGCAGCCGCCGCGCUUCCUGUCGCGCUCGCUGACGCGCCAUCUCCCCACACUCACCAGUCCCAUUCCGAGGCCGUCGCCCACGCCAUGGCCGUCACCUCCUACCGCAGGGGCAUCGAGCGCAUCCAGGAAAACUCUUCCCACAUCUACCACUUCGUUGCCAGCAACAUGCCCACCGCCGCUGCGGCUGCUGGCCAGUCCUUCGAUGCCGCGUCCUCACCCACCAUCGGCGCGUCUGGCUACCCGCCUGGCUCGUCCCUGCCGAUGAUUGAAGACAUCCUCAAGCGUGCCCAGGAAAACGUCCGCUUCCUUCAGGCAUGGAGGGACGCUGCCGUUGCCGAGGAGCUUCAACGCCGGGCAGCUGUCGCCGCCGCGACCGCCGCUGCCUCUGCCGCCUCCGUUGUCGACAAACCACCACUUUUGCACGCGCCCGCAGCAGAUUCCUCGUCCGUCGCUGCUGCCGCCAUCGGCCCCGCCGGAUACUCAGUCAUGCCCGCGACCGCGACACUCGCCUACCCCGUCGCGGCCUCGUCCUCGUCCGCGUCAUCUCCCGAUGGUGGUAACGGCCUCAACACAAUGAGUACGUCUGCUGCGCAGCCUGCCGCGGGCUCGUUGUCGUCGUCAAAGUCCGGGGCGACGGGGAAGAAGAGGAUCCGUGGAUCGCAGCCGAGCCGGUGCCGUCAGUGUGGAAUAUCUGAGACGCCUGAGUGGAGGCGCGGUCCUGAUGGUGUGAGGACGCUUUGCAAUGCCUGUGGAUUGCAUCAUGCCAAACUGGUCAAGAAACGCAACAUGAUGGCUGCCUCGAGCAACGGCAGCAAGAGCUCACACACAAACGGCAGCAACAGCAACACAGCCGCCGGCGUCGACAACACGCGCAAGCUCUCGCCACGAUCGGGCUCGGCAUCUCGUGCACACGUGUCGGGAAGCUCAUCGGCUGCCGUCUCGAGUGGCUCGUCGCCGGCGGAGGAUACGAUCAACAAACCUCUCGGAGUUGUGCCUUACUACACUUAUGGAUACCAGGCGGUGGCAGGAACCGCGAGCCGUCAACCGCCCGCGCCGCAGAUGAUCCAACAGGUACCUCAAAUGUAUCCUCCCUACCCCGGCGCGCAACUGACUGCCCAUCCCGAGCAGCACUAUGACUACCGAUCUCAGCGCUCGUCGUUUGAGCCGCCGCGACCGGUGCCGCAGGAUCUGUACAACAGCAACAACAACAUCAACGGCAGCCACAGCAGCAGCAGUAGCAGCAGUAGCAGCACUACGACGGUAGCGACGACGACAACGACGACAACGGCGGCAUCCCCCUCAGCCAACAUCGCCAGCGGCAGCAGCAAGACUAACGGUAACGACGCGAAUGACAGCAGCAACAGCAACGGGGACAACAACAAUCACGACAAGUCUGCUGCCGAGUCGAAAGAGAGCUCAGAUCACUGAGCGGUCUUGAAUAUUAGCGCUGUCCUCUGACGAUUUGCUUUUACUAGCUUCUUCUUUCUGUUGAGGUUUCUUAUUUCCCGGAUAUAUAUUAUAUAUAGGUGCUCGACCUUUUUAUUGUUCUGCAGUAUAUUAAUAUUUGUAUAAUGUUAUAUAUUACCAUUCUCGAUAGCUUUUUUAUUUGGUAUUUUCUGUUUUAUUGGUUUGUUCUAGCGUUUCUGCUUUCUGUUUAAUACUCACUAAUGUCGUUCUUUCUGUUAACCUUCCUAGUGAAAUUAAUGUGUUGUGACUUGCUUUCUUACCUUAUAUAUUUUUAUUAUCACGCCGGGUUGUU
Messenger RNA from Myxozyma melibiosi, 2624 nucleotides. RefSeq lists its product as uncharacterized. Gene Ontology annotation, molecular function: sequence-specific DNA binding; zinc ion binding. Gene Ontology annotation, biological process: regulation of DNA-templated transcription. Bases 338 to 2293 code for a protein of 651 amino acids. The transcript is spliced from 2 exons. The record is from RefSeq and is a predicted model, not a curated record. Lineage: Eukaryota; Fungi; Ascomycota; Lipomycetes; Lipomycetales; Lipomycetaceae.